This is a messenger RNA of Zingiber officinale, 994 nucleotides long. Its product is annotated as copper-transporting ATPase PAA1, chloroplastic-like. Lineage: Eukaryota; Viridiplantae; Streptophyta; Magnoliopsida; Zingiberales; Zingiberaceae. The record is from RefSeq and is a predicted model, not a curated record. Gene Ontology annotation, molecular function: metal ion binding. The coding region runs from base 55 to 657 and encodes 200 amino acids. The transcript has 5 exons.
GCAAAAGUUAUGUAGCGGAUUUGACCAGUGCAACGAACCUGGACGACUGCUCUAAUGGCGAUGGCGUCCGCGUACUCUUCUCCUCUUCCCCAAACCCCUUUCCCGAGAUUCGACUCUCUUCUUACCUUCCCCAACUUCUCCAGCUCCCACAAAGCCCGUUGCUUCCUACGCUUUCACGGCAAAAACCGCUACCUCACAGCUACUCGCCCUGCUUUAUUUCCAGUCCAGCGACCAUACCUGUCGAUAUGUCCAUCGGAUCCCCUACGGAUCAGGUUCCCUUUGGUUUCCACGUCCCUUUCCGGUGGCGAAGGUGGAGGCGACCGCGGAUCGAGCUCAGGAGAAGCUGCGGGGAAGCCCGUAGCAGGAGAUUCGGAGGACGCUACCGCGUUGGGUUCAGAUGUGAUUGCCCUCCGUGUCGGAGGCAUGAUUUGCGGUGGUUGCGCUGCCAGCGUGAAGCGCAUCUUGGAAACCCUACCUCAGGUACACUCUGCCACAGUUAACCUAGAACAACAGACGGCAUUUAUUUGGGCUGCACCAGAAGCCAAGGUCAAGGAGGAUUGGCAGCAAGAACUCGGGGAACAGCUUGCAAAGCACUUAACUACUUGUGGAUUUGAAUCCAACCUUCAAGAUCUCAGCAGCAGCAAUCUUGCAGCUUGACAGUCAUUGCAGAAUCGAGUAAGUUCCCUGGACUUAGAGUUGUUAAUAGAUCGUGAAUGCUCGUGUCGAGCUUGACCUGGGCGCGCCUCAGCUCGCUAGAUGUUGUGCCGAACUGAGCGUGUUAGAACACAACCAGAUAGUCGCUCCAGCUCAGGCUGGGCCUAACCUAAGCUUAAAUCGGGUCAUACUAUCAUGGCUAAAUUUGAGUUGGGGUCAAGCCUAGUUUAGAGCUCUUUGUCGAGGAGCAAUUUAGUCAAACUCUUUUUAAAAUAAAUAAAUAAAUAUUUUAAAAUAUUUGUAAAAAUGUUUAAAAUAAUAAAAAAAAAUAUUAUUAAAA